This is a messenger RNA of Physcomitrium patens, 5036 nucleotides long. Lineage: Eukaryota; Viridiplantae; Streptophyta; Bryopsida; Funariales; Funariaceae. The record is from RefSeq and is a predicted model, not a curated record.
GACGUUGGGGGCGCAGGCUCAUGCUGGAAGCCCCUUGGUUUUAAAUGCUUUUUUUGCCUGGGUGUGCACCCCCAGAUCUUGAGAAAUGCAUGAUUCGAAGAUUAUGCCAUUCUUCUCUCCGUCUCGGUUACCCAACUCAACUAAACCUGGAACAACAACAACAACAGCAUCUGCGGGGCAGUCAGUCAUCUCCCCCCUGGAGUUCAGAUGGAGUGAUCAGAGCUCGUGAGUGAGUGGACCUACAUUGUGUACCAGCAUUUGUAGUUUCUCUGUGUAGGCAUUCGAAUCGGCAUAUCGGUGUGCGAAGUAUUGGAGGUGGUUGAGGAGGGAAAUUAUUAAGUGGCUGUGGGAGUGCGGGAAUUCGAAGCCGAAGCGAAUCUUCUGGAGGAUUGUUCUAAAAAUGGAGCGGGUCCUUGUGUGAUGAAAGCCUACAAGCCAGCUUCUCGUAAGCGGAGGAGGAGAAGCGGAGACGCCCAGUUAUGAUAUGGUGCUCGGAGCGCCGACUUUAGUGCGGUCCAUGUUCUAGUUCUUCCUUCUGAUUCCUUCUUCCUCUGAAACCUCCAAUUGCCAAAUUGCAAGCUUGGGGCCAGUUUUUCUUUUCUUUUCUAUUAUAUCUAUCCUGGUACCAGUCCAGUCUGUUACUUCUCCCCCUGCCCACCUCAUUACAACGAUUCAGAGGGACUUUCUGGAGGCACAUUUUAGCCAGCUUUAUUACAUUAGUCGUGGACCUUGAUUUUCGUUUGUUUCUUUUCCAGGUGACUAGCCUUCCAUUUCGGGAGAGUAUACUGGUGAUGGACGGUUAAUUGUUCGCUUUCAGACAAGGGAUUGUGUAGGGUUGAGCGAAAGUGUACGGUGAGUUGGUAUUCUGCAACUGGGAUUGUGUUUUGGUGCUGUGUUUCCUCCAAGAUGCAAGAGGUUUCGGGUGAAAGAUCCGGCUGUUAGAUGUCAUUCUGAUAGGAUCCAACGUUGAUCGGAAACGGUGCAGUAUGGGAGCUAUUCCACCGUUGUAUGCAGACCGAGGAGAUUUUUAAGGCCUGUGAUUUCGCCGGGUUUGAUUGACGAAAGGAAAGCCCAUCGCUUAGAGCUUUUGUUGAUGAUGCCUCUACUCGCCCACUGUGGGUUUCAGGAAGCCCGUCUUUGGAGUGGUCAUAGCAAACGGCAACCGAAUGACUGGGCAAUGUAAACUCCGAAUGCAUGGAAACGAAGACUGCAAUGUUGUUCCGGAUAGCAGCUUUCUCGAGAUUGUCUGCAUUUCGAGUGAGGAAUUUUUUUCCACUGGUUUAGAGGCGCAUGAAGUAGGGCAGGAGCAACAACGCUGGUUUCACGAGGUUGACACCAAUCAUGGUAUCCGUAUUCAUAGGCGAAAUGCGAUGAAUCUACCGACGCGGAGCUUCAGUGAGGCGAAUGCGCAGCUGAGAGACUAGAGCUGUCAAUAUGAGGGGAAGAAGAAAACGAAAGAUCACUCAGGAAGGAUAUGUUCACUCAGGGUAGUCACAUUCUGCAUGCGAGAAUAUAGAAUCAGGCAAAAUAAAACAACUUCUUCUGGUGUUGGCAUUCGAGAAGAGCGGACGUAAAUGGCAGGUUCAUGGAUUUGGGGGCAUCUCGCCGGGUUGAUGCUAAUUAUUUGUGGCUUGCAUUUAUUGAGCGACCAGCCAGGAGUAUCUUUCCAUAAUAACCAUGGUAGUUUCGAUUCGAAUGUCGGAGAAUUUUUUCAUAGCGAGACGAAUUCAAGUGGGCAGGAAGUGUUGGUGGAUUCGAUAGAUCCAUCGAUUGUAGACUCCGAUCAAAUCAGUCAUUUGUUGGUACGACUAUGGAAAUCGGAGGAUCCAAAUACGCGUGGGAAAUCCAGUCACGCAGCAGGCUGGGUUUCAAGACGAUUUCUGGUACAACACCCUCUAAACGCUUCACCAUCAGCAUUGAUUGCAGCAGCACCAACACAAGCUCCUCCCAUCGCACAGCCACCUCUAAAGCUUCCUCCUGCUCGGCCACCUCGCGUGUCUCCUCCUUUACAACCAGAUUUACCCCCUUCACAAACUCCCCUAGCACCCACAAUAGCGCCUUCGCCUAGUUUAUCGCCUCCGACUCCUUCUCGACGUUUAUCUCCAGCACCAUCCCCAUUUUCUUCGUCUCCAAGGAUUGCCUCUCCCCAACGAAGUCUGCCUCCCUCACCGACACCAACACAGCUUGCUCCUUUCAAUGUGCCAUCCCCCUUGCCUGGUUUUUUCGAACCCACGCCAUCGCCCUUGACUGCUCCAGCUCCAGUUCCUGUACCUGCUCCUGCACCUGUAAAUCUAGACCUUCAGGCGUUGUUAUACUUCAAGGGGCGUUUAAAUGCAGAUCCGACUGGAGUUUUCAAACUGUGGAAUAACUCUUACAACCCAAAUCCUUGCAACUGGGUUGGGGUCUCAUGUGGCCAGACGGGUGAGAAUACUGGGCGCGUUAUCUCGGUGAGUCUUCCGGACAAAAUGCUGGAAGGAAACUUGACAAACUGGAAGGAGGUAGGGGAUCUUUCAUACUUGGAGGUGCUAGAUCUCAGUGGGAAUAGGAUAUUUGGGUCCAUCCCAGAAGAAAUUGGCACGCUGAAGUACCUGAGGGUUUUGCGUCUCAGGGGAAAUUCUUUCCGAGGACCGUUUCCUCAGAUUCUUUCUUCAUGCACGAAGAUGGAGGACCUCGACGUUCAAGGGUGUAGCAUCGUUGAUGUCUUUCCAGAGUUGCUUAAAAACUUCACAAAUUUGGCUGCUCUGAACUUGGGAGACAACUCUUUUACAGGGACAAUCCCAAUAUGGUUGGGGUGGUCUCCUGUCUUGCAUUACUUACACUUGGGGGGAAACAGACUCAAUGGCGAUCUUCCGAUCACUUUGUUGAAUUGUACUACCCUCACGUUUUUGAACCUUUCGUCGAAUAAUUUGACGGGAUCUGUUGAUUCCAUGGUUGGGAACUUGGUACGCCUCCAAAGCUACCUGGACUUGUCGCACAAUCGACUUUCUGGUAGGAUUCCUUUCGAACUUGGAAACUUACGAGAAGUUGUGGGGAUCAAUCUUUCAGGAAAUUCCUUCACUGGAAGUAUUCCGCAGAGCAUCGGAAACUGCUCCAAGCUGCAGAGUCUGGACCUUUCUGAUAAUCAGCUCAGCGGAACUUUGCCAGAGACGCUCAGCUUGCUUCAAAACCUCAAUCAUUCGUUGAACUGUUCCCACAAUGACAUCGAGGGGCUGAUUCCUGGUAGCCUUGGUUCUCUUCCUAAGUUGACCAGGCUUGACCUGUCACACAACAAACUGACGGGACCAAUACCUGAAAAGAUUGCAAAUAUGAGCUCGCUCAUUUUGUUUAACGUCUCUAUGAAUAACCUCAAGGGGCAUAUACCAGACAUUGGAAUAUUCAGAAACUUCUCUUACGAAUCGUUUCUCGGUAAUCCUGAUUUGUGUGGCAGACUGGUGGGUCGGCCAUGUCCUGGUGAAGAGGUUAUUCCACAGGGUAGCAUUCAUCAUCACAAGAAAGGUCCCGGGUUGAUAACUAUCAUCGGCGCUGCUGCUGAGGGGAUUGUCCUCAUCAUCUUCGCCGCGCUCCUGAUUCGAUAUAUCAUCCAUCGCCGGCGUCCAGUGCAAUCAGAUACUGUAGUUCUUUUUUCAAAGUACUUCAAAGCCUUGAAGCUGACAGCUGAAGAGAUUGAAGCAGCGAGAGCAUUCACAGACUCAAGUGGGAGCGUGAGCGGGGUGUUCAGUCGAAGUUUGAGUGGGAACAUCCGGCGGGCUGCGGGUUUCAGCAAUAUCGAGAAAGCAGUACUGCCCGAUGGGACCGUGUUUGCGGUCCAAGACUGGAAUAUUGGAAAGUUCAGGAAAAAGGAUCGGCAUAAGAUUGACACAGAGAUGUUGAAUUUCAGCAAGAUUCGGCACCGGAACUUGGUCAGGCUCAUGGGAUACUCCAUGAAGUCUAGCAACCUGAGCUUGCUGAUGGAAUUCAUGCCCAAUGGAAGCCUUGACUUGCAUCUGCAUCCUCCGGGCCAGCACACCUGUCAACUCAAGUGGAAUGAGAGGCUCCGGAUAGUAAUGGGCAUCACAACAGGCCUGGUAUGUCUGCACCACGAGACCUGUGGGAGUGCUGUAGUGCACUGUGACUUGAAAGCAGCCAAUGUGCUUCUCGACUCUGAUAUGGAGCCUAAGCUGGUGGACUUCGGAAUGGCUAGACUUAUCAAGCGGAACAGUAAAGGUUUCACUGCGGCCGCUUGGGUCGGAUCCUCUGGAUAUGCUCCCCCUGAAUAUGGAUUCUCGAACGAAUUCACCAUGGCAGGAGAUGUUUACAACUACGGAGUGUUGAUCUUGGAGAUUAUCACCGGCAAGAGGCCCACGAGUGAAGAAAUAGGAGUAGGGGUGACUCUACCCGCUUGGGUUAGGGAUUUGCGAGGCCAAGGCAGAGAGCAGUAUGCGGUUGACAUGAACCUAUUCCAAUCUGCUGACGAGACGCAACUCAACCAAAUUUUGUACAUCAUGAAAGCUGCCAUUAUGUGCACUUCUCAUGUGCCAACCUCCCGGCCGAGCAUGCUGCAGGUUCUAGGCAAUCUUCAAGAGAUGCCAGAGUGUGCUGCCGAAGACCAGGAACUAAUCCCGGUGGAAGCUUCAGUUGACUCUUCUUCCCAGAACCAGGAUAGUUGAACAUCACUGACAGUAUCACCUCAUUAUCACCACCACCAUCCCACUCCUUUCGUGACAUGCUCUGAAGAAGAAUCUCCGAGGUGUGGUCUUUACGUAGAAUCAUUCAAUUUUUUUUCUUUUGCUAGUGUAGUUAUCCUGUUCAUUUCAUCUUGUUCGUAAAAGCCCUGAAAGAGGGGUGUCGAAUUUAGCGACCACCAGUUAAGUAUUGGUGCGCUUGUCUCCAUGUUAGUGCCCAUCCCACUGAGAGAAUAGCCGUCUUUAAGAAAAGCUCUGGUUCUUUGAGAUGCAACGUCGGCUUUCCGACAGUGACUGGCCAGUAGGAACAGUGCCGCGUGCGGCCAUUGAUUUGUACCAUCACUUGAACAAUCCCUAAGCAACAUUGCUUCUCAA